AUGGGUCUGUCCAAAGCCCUCCUACUCCGGGAGGGGGGUCUGUCGCCUUCCCCGGGGGGUCUCCGCGGCUCGGGGUCCCCUCCCCCACAGUCUCCCCCGGCGCCUCAGCGUUUCCCUUUAAAAAAAAACGGAGUCUCGGAACCGCCGCCGCCGCCAACCGGAGGGCGCAUGCGCCGCGAGGGGCGGGCGGGAGCGGACCGGGAGGCGGGCGGCGGGCGGCGCUAUUGUGAAAGGGAUCGCUGCCGCCCCGAGGGGCGGGGGCGGGGGCGGGGGCCCGGGCCGGGGCCCCGGACGAGGAGAGGCCGGGGUGGAGGGGUCGGCACGGGCGAGCGCGCGGAGGAGCCGGGUGAAGGCCAGAAGCAGGGGCCUCGGGUUUCCAGAGGGAGGAAAAUCCAUGAUGUUGCUGCCGGGGGAGUUGUUGCCCAGCACUCCCUGGAAAGAAGAUUUGCCAGCUGCCAGCAGUUCUUGCCAAUGGCCAUCUCCCCGGCCUUCGCCUUCUUGAAACCACUUCUAGCAUCCCCUGGAGGCUCCUGAAGGAGCUCUCCGAAGGGAUUGAUACUUUUACUGGGGUAUAGGAGUGCUUUAGGGACUCUGCAUUGAGCACUUUAUUCCCCCACUCUCCUUGGUUGGUGUGUGUGAUUUCCAAGACGAGACCUCACAAAAUGCCUCGUGGAAAAACUUUGUAAAUUGUCUUAAGCUGAUUGGUCUUUCUCUUCUGUAGAGAUGUAUCUAUCUCUUUCAGUCCGUGUGGAGAUGGCGAUGACUAGCGUUCUUUGGCUUCAUGUGAAAAGCCUCUAAUUAAAACUGUUUCUGCCUUGUGGAAUUGAAUUAGAAGCACUGGAAAUUUUAAACAAAUGGGUGUGAAUGUGUUAAGAAGCAAGAACAGCCCAUUCCCUCUUCUUA
Messenger RNA from Erinaceus europaeus (western European hedgehog), 903 nucleotides. RefSeq names its product basic salivary proline-rich protein 4-like. The transcript is spliced from 2 exons. The record is from RefSeq and is a predicted model, not a curated record. The coding region runs from base 1 to 534 and encodes 177 amino acids. Lineage: Eukaryota; Metazoa; Chordata; Mammalia; Eulipotyphla; Erinaceidae.